GUCAAAGUCAAGAUGCCUGCGGACAGUGUUUGAAUUUGGAUUUCUUUACGAUGCGAAACAAACUCAGACGGAGCAAAAACUGUAAGAAUGCAUCGCGCCAAAGCGAAAACCGAGCACAAACUACCGAGGUGAUAACGUUAGUGUUUUCAGAGUCGAGCUGCUCCAAUGAUAAAACAUCACCAGGGAGAGAUUCAGCCUCUCUGGCUGCGAAAGACCAAUAUGGCUCCUAUGCUGCCGAGAGAAAAGUUCAACCACUGCAGGAGCAGAGGAAAACGUGCUGCGCUAAAGACAUAAAAAUUGCUCCCAUUUUCUUACGAACACCAAGGCAGAGCCAGAGUAAAGGGAGCAGCGGUGGUAAGUUGGAUCCGCCUGUGGAGAAGCUGCAGAAACCAGUGGCUCCUCAUCAGCGUGAUGAUUUGCGAGGGGUGGAAAGUCAGCAUCGGUUGUCAGCAUCCACAGUAUCUCACCUGACACAGAAAGGAGGGGUUAUUCCGUCUACCAGGAGAGGACAGCUGUCACCCUCAUCUCUGCACAGAUGUCUGGAAGAAAUCCAAACAUCCAAUCCAGCAUUUCCUGUUCAAGCAGUGUUCAGCACUUUGCAGAAGAAAGCAAGUGAAAGCCUGCAGGACUGUGGAUCCGCAGGUGAGACUGAUCAACAGUCUGUUAACAGACUGACUGUCCACCACUUAAGAUGCUCCUCUCUCCUGUCCAAAGCAGACAGCUCUCUGCACCCACGCUCCCUACAGAACCAUUUAGAAGUGAAGAGGAAACGAGGAGAUGAAAACUCUGACAGGGUGUCCAAGCGUCUGAGGUGUGGCCUCACUGCAGAAGGUGCCGUUGGUUUGGGUCAAUGUCACCUCCAGGGUUUCCAGGAAAGUAUUGUCCUCCCUGCGAAGAAGCAGCCCAGGAGCAGUAAGCUGAGCCGCACUCACAGACUGAGGUAUCAGAGUGGAAGCUUAGCGGGUCUGGUGAACGACUGUGAGCUGAACUCUGAAUGGACAAAUGACACCAAAUCUGACGGCCAGUUACCUUUAACCCAUGAUAUUCUCCUUAGAGAAAAAUCCAGUUUUGAGGAUGUUCUCUGGACAGACAAGUACAGUCCUCAGCAUUCAAGUGAAGUCAUUGGUAACUCUGUCUCAGUGAACAAACUGCACAGUUGGCUGAAGAAAUGGAAAGUAAGAGCUGACUGCGAAGAGAGGAGAAAAGAGGAGGAAAGGAAAGAUGACGAUAACACCAAUGACUCGUGGGACUGUGGAGACUUCCAAGGUGAGGCUGGGCCAGAAGACGACAGAGAGGAUCCGCUGUGUAACACAAUGCUGAUAACGGGACCUCCAGGCGUGGGAAAGACUGCCUCAGUGUAUGCCUGCGCUCAGGAGCUUGGCUUCAAGGUGUUUGAGGUGAACUGCUCCUCACAGCGCAGUGGCCGCCACGUUCUGUCCCAGCUAAAGGAGGCUACCCAGUCCCACCUAGUGGAGACGUCGGGCAAGGACCCACUGAAACCAGCUUACUUCAACAACUACAACAGCAGCAGCUGCACUCCUAAACCCGAGACUAUACCUGGAAAACCAGUGCCUCCCAAAAAUGUCAUCUCUACCUCAAAAAAGAGGGCAAUGCUGAAUAUUGGCCGCUCAAGUCGCAAAGGAAAAGCUAAUCCAGCCACAGUCACUUUGGCCAACUACUUUAAGAUGAAGGCCAAAGCAGAUCACUUACACUUUCGUGGCCUGUCGCCAUCUGAGAAACCAGACAGCAAGAAAUCGGGUAACCCAUCACCAGGCUGUGAUCAAAUAGUGACGCAGCGCAAAAAGACAGCCACGUCACUCAUUCUGUUUGAAGAGGUUGAUGUCAUAUUUGACGACGAUGUUGGUUUCCUCGCAGCCAUCAAGGCUUUCAUGACAACCACUAAAAGACCAGUCAUUCUGACCACCAAUGAUCCCAUGUUCAGAGAGAGAUUCAACUGCAGCUUGGAGGAAAUCAUUUUCAAAACCCCAUCAGCGGUGAACGUCUGUAGCUACCUGCGGCUGGUGUGUUUGGUUGAGAAUGUGCGACUGGAGUUGGAUGACGUUCGCAGCCUCCUCAGACUCACCUGUGGUGACGUCAGACGCUGCCUGCUGCAGCUGCAGCUCUGGGUGCACAGUGGUGGAGGACGGGCAUCUCAGAUUGGAGGCUUGUCUGAAGAGCCCACUCACUUACAGUGCUCAUAUGCUGCUGACGGAGGAGACAAUUUAGACUCCAGUCUCCCUCCAUACGACACAGGCUGCACUGCCAGCAUGUUAGGUCUCCACCCUGUGACCCAAAACCAACUGCUGAACCUUUUAAAGUGUCAGCAUUGGUCUGAGACAGACAUGCACAAGCUCCUGAGGCUCUUAGCUGAGGGCUGGAGAGGAGGUGUGCCUCUUCUCUACACCAACCUGGAGCUCCUUCUACCCACCGGCGCGAAGGGAUCUUCAGUCCAGUACCUGGACAAGGUGACUCGUUCUGGGCUGCAGAGCGAGCUGGCAUCCUCUGACACCGAUCCCAGCUUCCAGCAGAUCAAACGAAAUGUCAGUCCAAAGCCAUCAGCGACCAACAGCAAAUCUGUUCGGAAAAUCUCCAGGCUUAGUAGAAGGAAAUAUAUCGCACCACUGUUUGACACCACAUCAUCUUCCACUUUGACACACGAACCUCAAAUUACCUCAUUACCAUUAAGAGGGGCUCGUUCAAGACUCCCUAGUUUAAGUGACAAAACUGAACAAAUAUCUGCCAAAGUGGCAAACGGCUGUUUAGAUGCCCUGACUGACUUCUUUGACCUCAUGUCGUACCUUGACGUCACACUGCCAGCUUCAGCCAUGCUUGUUUCAGGCUCGUGCAGACCUGAGGACAGGUUUGUCUGGACAGGAGCGGAGAUAAAGGACGGCUUGUUGGAUGAGAUGAGCGAGGGGGAGGACCGGAGCUGGAGCCAGGAAAGGCUGGUGGAUAUUCAGGCCGCUGCUGAAGGCUUGGGGUGUCACAUAUGUUGGUGGCGAGUGUCUGAGGCGUGGACCAAAGCCCAAAAAUACAGGCAGGAACUGGAUGACAAAAAGUGGGAGAGGCUGGUGGAGAAACUGACGUUCCCUGCUUCCUCCAAACAACAGAGCCUCCGAUUUAGUUUUCAACCUCUGCGUGCACCAAGUGUGACCCAAAGGAGGUACGAGCUGAGCAGGAAGGUGCUCAGCAGUAAAUCUUUCAGCCUGCUGGGGAACAGACAAGCUGUCAGUGUCGACUACAUGCCGGUCCUCCGCUCCAUCUGUCGCCUUCAGAGAGCACAGCGACAGAAAGAGGAGCCAGUCAGGUGUCUGAACCACCUCAGCAGUGUGCCCCUGGGCCUGACAAAGUCAACUAUUCAACUCCUGGCAGAAGAUUUCUCUUAGGGAAAAAUCUGUAAAGACUGCCUCACCUUACCCCUGUCUAUUUAUUUUACUGAGCAUUCAUUUUACUGAAUACUGUUAACCACAUGAAUUUUACACAAGUGAGAUGUGAAAUCAUGUUUUAUUUACAUGUAAGUGCAACCAUGACGAGUAAAAUAAAAAUGUAUAUUUUUU
Molecule: messenger RNA, 3557 nt
Organism: Toxotes jaculatrix (banded archerfish)
Lineage: Eukaryota; Metazoa; Chordata; Actinopteri; Toxotidae
Gene: atad5b
Product: ATPase family AAA domain containing 5b
Exons: 13
Coding region: 51-3386 (1111 amino acids)
Cellular component (GO): nucleus
Molecular function (GO): DNA clamp unloader activity; DNA binding; ATP binding
Source: RefSeq, a predicted model, not a curated record